AUAGACAACCGAGCUGAGAUUCCCAGCUGGAGCUCAAGCCAGCUGCUAGCUGAGCAUCCUAAACCUUGGGCGGUAAAGGGCGGAGCUGGAGGCUGUGCUGUAGGGUCAAGUGGUACCCGAGAGAAUGAAGCAGGUAGGGCUGCAGGGGUAUGCCGCACUGGCAGGAUAAUGAUGAAAAAGAUCUUCACGGAGGUAGAUGCACUGGCAUCAGCUUAGACUGAACAGGGCCCCUAGUAGUAAGGAGGGUGGGGAAAGCCUAGGUUACUAAGGGAAUAACGCUAGGAGGAGCACAGAGAUAUAUCCGGGAAGAAAGGGUGCUCGUGCAUGAAGGCUACCUGUGCACUUCGAGAUGGCCUGCCACCUAUCUGUUCCUGGUGUUCCCCAGGGCCUAGUGGAUGAUACUGAGGAUGUGUCCCUGGACUUCGGCAAUGAAGAGGAGCUGGCCUUUAGGAAAGCCAAGAUCAGGCACCCCCUGGCUACCUUCUUCCACCUGUUCUUCCGAGUGAGUGCCAUUGUCACCUACGUGUGCUGUGACUGGUUCAGCAGGAGCUUUGUGGGCUGCUUUGUCACUGUGCUCCUCCUCCUGUCCUUUGACUUCUGGUCUGUGAAGAAUGUAACUGGAAGACUCAUGGUGGGUCUUCGAUGGUGGAACCAGAUAGAUGAGGACGGGAAAAGCCACUGGAUAUUUGAAGCCAGAAAGGUCUCUGCAAACCAUAUGGCUGCCACUGAAGCAGAGGCACGCAUCUUCUGGCUGGGUCUCAUCAUCUGCCCGGUGAUCUGGAUCAUGUUCUUCUUCAGUACCUUGUUCUCCCUGAAGCUCAAGUGGUUGGCUCUCGUGAUUGCUGGCAUUUCCCUCCAAGCUGCGAACCUCUACGGCUACGUCCUCUGUAAGAUGGGGGGCGACGGAGACAUGAGCACAGUUGCGGCCAGCUUUCUGCCCCAGACAGUGUUUCAGACGGAUGCCCCAGGUGACUUUGAGAAGCCCAGGCUGGAAGGACUGGACAUCCACCAGCAUUAGGCUGCUGUGGCUGGUGAAUCUGGGGCUUCAACAAAAAAAGACUGGCCUUUGUCACAGCUCUUGCCUUAAAGAGACAGAGAAAAGGAGACCCUUGUAGAAGCGGUGCUCUUUUGUGCCUGCUGCAGUGUGGCUGCCUGGGGCUCCCCACUCAAGGACAGCAAAGGUGGAGAGACACUACAUGGGCUGUGUCCCUCCUCAGCAACCGAUGAUUUUAUUUGCUGAGGGCACAAGUCAGUAGGGUGGCAUGUGGCCAAGGCAGAUUCUAGGCCCAAAGAACUGUUUCCUCCACUCGGAAAGGGCCCAGGAAGCUGCAUGAGAUCCGCUAACCCGCAGCCCUGGAAGAUGAUAAUAUAAGGAAGGGAACCAGCUAGGACUCUCAGCAGACAGGGAGUGUGGCAAAACAUCAAGGACUAAGAAAGGAAAUGCAGAUGGGGUGAGCUUCUGCAUCUCUGAGGAAACACACAUGUGAAUGUGGAAUAUGCACUACCUCUGAGGUGAGCAGAAGCCUCAGUGCACACACCCUGUCCUCCGCCUACGCCCCCAUCGUGUCAUCUUUAUGGUCCUUCCCUGCUCCACAGUGUCUAUGUCUCUCUCCAUCCUGAGGACCAUAUGUAACCCAGGGGAGACACAGCUUUGCCUGUAAACCUUCCUCAGGCCCCAGUCCCCAUGCCCUGUUCCCUUCCUCCCUGACAGGAAAAGGCCAGCUCCCCCAUUUGGGUACACAGUCAUCUGCAGCUGGACCCAAUCUGCCUCAGGCUCUUCCUGAGCCCCAGGCAACUGGCACUGCUCCAGCUCCUGCUCCCAUCACAGGCAUCUACCACUCAGGCAAGCUCCACUCUUACUGUGGGGAAGGUGAAGUCUGCAGGGCAGCAGAGCCCCUGAGGCCUCACAGCAAACCAAUACCUGGAUGAGCCUGGGAGAGAGACAGACGCAAACCCCUCCCUCAGUUCUGAAGACCAUUCAGAGCAGAAAUGUCAGGAUCCUAGGACAUUUCGGUCCCCAGUAGUAUGUCAAAGUGCAGCACAGGAGCGGGGUGAGCUGUCUUGGCACCAGUGACCAAGCGCCUGCCCCAGGUCUCACUGCUUCUCUCCCAUGGCUGCGGCCUCUAUGGAGCUCUGUGGGCCCAGCUCUGACCCACCACUGCUGCUCCUGAAACAAGCCCCGAGCGGCUAAGACGGCCAUGCAUGAGCAAAGGCCCCUCGGGACCGUGUUCAGACUCACCUAUGUGUGGAUCCAGCGGCACUUUGCCCAGAAGAGGGAUCUUCAGGGCCUGGCACAUGGCCUCUGCACCCCCAGUGGUGGGAGGGAAGAUCUGAGACUCUCUCUGUGGGGCGGAAAGAGGAGGAAGCUUUAUUUUGCUUCUGCACCCUAGGACACACUAGUUUUCAGACAUUUUGAAACAGUGUCUUGUUUGCAUGUGAGACUGAAGCAUCUUCACCUGGGCAGUGGUGGAGAGCUUGGUGGGGACCCUCCCUUCCCAACACAGCGGGGGGGAAAGCAGAAACAGGUCCCUAGAGAACCGUCCCUGCUGUUUCCCCGCUAGGACCAGGGUGUGCUUAGGCCUGCCCCGGGGACCCUCACCUUGCACUUGGGGCAGAUGAAACCACUCAUGUUCUCUACCACACCAAUGAUGGGCAGCUUCACCUUGUGACAGAAACUGAUCUCUUUCCGAACAUCCUGGAGGGCCACCUCCUGGCAGAGUUGACAGAGCGGUUAUCCCUCAGCCAAAGGGCAGUGAAAGCCACGUGUGAUCCAGGAGGUGCCCGGACAGUCCUCAGAGAGCUCACUCACCUGAGGGGUGGUGAGGAUCACCGCCCCAUCAAUGUGUGCGGCAGCCAGAUACUGGACCACCGAGAGGUGCUCAUCGGACGUGCCGGGUGGGGUGUCUAUGACGAGGUAGUCCACGUCUCCCCAGUCUACGUCUCGGAGGAACUGCUUGAUCAUACCUGGGAGUGGGCAAGGCUGAAUGUGUGCCUUCCUUCCGGCAUACAUCCCCGGAAGCAUCUUUCAGUGUGCGUGAGCAUUCUCAGCCUCAACUCAGUGACACUGCUGUCCCCAGGGGGCAGGAGGUGAGAUCUGUAGACAUGUUGGGUGGCCAUGAUGAAGUCAGGGGCGCUACAGUCAUUAUGUGUGGCACACACGUGUUGUUCCAGCAGUCGCGUGGCUUAAGUGUCAAGGGCGAGAAGGUGCUUGCCCAGCCGUGCUGCCUGCAUCAUCAUAUCUUUCCCCAGAAAGGGGUCUUCACUCCACACUUCCCUCCUUGACACAAACCAGCCAUGUGACGGACGCCACACUACAGAUCACUUUGGGAUCCUGCAAGUCUCAAGAGUAGAAAGGCUCCCCGAAGGUAAUAAAAUGUCUACACUGAAAA
Molecule: messenger RNA, 3389 nt
Organism: Rattus norvegicus (Norway rat)
Lineage: Eukaryota; Metazoa; Chordata; Mammalia; Rodentia; Muridae
Gene: Tvp23a
Product: trans-golgi network vesicle protein 23 homolog A
Cellular component (GO): membrane; Golgi apparatus
Source: RefSeq, marked validated